Messenger RNA from Magallana angulata, 1591 nucleotides. Its product is annotated as R-spondin-2-like. The transcript has 5 exons. Bases 317 to 1207 code for a protein of 296 amino acids. The record is from RefSeq and is a predicted model, not a curated record. NCBI's taxonomy places the organism in Eukaryota, Metazoa, Mollusca, Bivalvia, Ostreida, Ostreidae.
ACAGCUAUAGUUUUCAGGUGCCAAAAGUUGGAAACUCAGAGAAUAGGUACAAUACUGUAAUACCCUCAAAUAUUCUUUAGUGUUCGGAAUCAGAUUCAGAAUAUACUAUGAGGAAUUGGGUUGUUUUGUCGGAAUAUUCUUGAGAAAAAUCGGAACAUCUGUAGCCAUGGGUUGACAUCAAAAUCUUAUAUCUCCCGAACACGUGUUUCUAAAUGGUUAUUACAGCGUGAAACGAUUGUGUAUAUUUCUGAUUCCAAAUUGUUUGGAUUAAUAUAAUAUCAAUGUUGGAUUUCACUUUCCACCUAAAUAAUGUAGGAUGAGUUGUGUGCGACUGGUGCUUUUUCUGUUCUGUGUAGCAACGGAUCUGCAUGUUGGAAGAGCGCGGAUGGAGAAUCGACAAAUGCGAUCAUAUCGACAGCUUUGCCCACCCGGUUGCACUUCUUGCUCUGCCAUUAACGGAUGCAUCACGUGUCAACCCAACCUCUUCCUGUUCCUUGCGCGGUCCGGUAUGCGCCAACAAGGCAUCUGUACACACAGCUGUCCAACCGGUUAUUACGGCGUCAGACGUCAUAACUACAGUAUUUGUUAUAAAUGUCAAAUCGAGAAUUGUGAGACGUGUUUUGGUCAGAGUUUCUGCACGCGAUGCAGGGAGCCCUUCCUGUCCUAUAGGGGACAGUGUAUAGACAGGUGCCCGGAGGGCAUGCACUACGCCAACUAUUCCAAAGACUGUAGACCCACAGUGGACUGUAUGGCCGGUCCCUGGGCGCUGUGGAGCCCGUGUACACGGAACGGUCAGAACUGUGGGUACCGCUACGGUAUGAUAACCCGGACCCGCGAGGUCCUGGAGAGCCCCUCCCCCAACGGGGUGCGGUGCCCCAGUCUGAUAGAAACUCGAUGUUGCCUCAUGGAGAUGAGGCGAUGUGUCGAUCUAACUUACAAUAAUUCUGAUCUCAUCCCCGAGAAAAAGAAAAAUCGUCUGCAAAAACACAAGAAAAAGAGACGAAAAAAGAAACGCAGGAGGCAUAGGAAAAGAAACAAGAAAAGGAGGCGACGACCCAAAGAUAGAAGGAAAAAGCGCAAAAAGUUUAGAAAGCGUAAAAAGUCUAGACUUAAUAUUCGUAAAAAGAAACUGCGGAUUUACAAAGAAGCUUGGAAGCAGUUUUGCCAAAAGGACGUUGUAUAUAUUCAUGUUAAUAGCAUUCUGUAGCGCAGGGAAUGAUCAAAGCAGGGCUAGUGAUGUCCCAAUUAUUAUUAUUAUAUAUUACGCAGGUUCAGAUUUUACCACAUCCAUCAUUGACAACAUGGAAUCUUCCGAAAAUGUUUCGAACACACUUCUCCAGUGUUCUAACGAGCACAACUAAGGGGGACAACCACUGAACCAGUGCAAAAGUAGCUUAUUGGCUGAAUCAAGUCAUGUGACAUAAUUUCGCAGUGUUUGACACUUGAAGGACAAUGACUUUAAAAACACGAAAAAGAAAGUUCUUUGAUGGUGAAGAAUUUACAAAACCAUUUUCCAUUGUAAAUAAUUGUUUUUGGGGUUUUGUAUGUUUUGUAUAUAUACAUGUUUGAUAAUAAAUUUGUUUUACUUUAA